Zalophus californianus (California sea lion) is the source of this 5594-nucleotide messenger RNA. RefSeq names its product ras homolog family member V (gene RHOV). Lineage: Eukaryota; Metazoa; Chordata; Mammalia; Carnivora; Otariidae. Gene Ontology annotation, molecular function: GTP binding; GTPase activity. The coding region runs from base 4029 to 4739 and encodes 236 amino acids. The transcript is spliced from 6 exons. The record is from RefSeq and is a predicted model, not a curated record. Gene Ontology annotation, biological process: small GTPase-mediated signal transduction.
CUUCAGGGCGGGAGCCGGAAGUGCUGCGGGAGUUCUCGGCUUGAGGCGGAGCCCUGGACGCGUCACAGCUGCAGUCGGGCUGGGUGCUGGGCUGGCCCCUCUGAAUACAGGUCCUUCCUUCCAGGACCCUGGUGCAGUUCCGAGCUCUGACGCAAGGGGGCAAUCCCGGCUUUUACAGGCCCUUCCUCACCGUGCCGCGGAGUCCAGCCCCGGCCUCGAAGCCAGUCCCCGACUCCUUUCAUGCCCAGCCUUCCCUCCGUCAGACCGCGACCGCGACCGCUCAGCCUCCGUGUCCAGCUCCCGCUCCGACCUCUCCAGACAGGCCGCUGCCUCAGGAGAACCUCCCGCUUCUCAGUUUAGUCCGUGUCUUGAUCCUCACGAGGCAAAGGCAAGCAGUUCUGGCCUCUCUUCUCCCACAUUUAGCCGAGAGCUACCUAACCGGCCUCUACCCGGCUCCGUAAUGGCUCCUCGGUGUGGGGAGAGACAGAAGGGGCGGCAGAAAAGACCAAGCACAGCUAAGCGGUGCGGGUCUGCUUCCAUUCACUCAUUCAAAAUAGCGUUGAGCACUAACUUUGUGCCUAGCCUUGGGCUGGGUGCUGGAGUCACAGAGGGAUAAAAAUCUGCAGGAAGCCCAGCGAAAAGACCUCUGGAAUGAUUGUUGGUAUUCCCACAAAGAACAGGGCUCCUUCUGAGCAGCGGGCCGGACUGACUUGGAGGCCUUGGAGAGGAGUAUGCCUGGGAACUGGAGAAAGACUGCUCGAGGCGCGUUUCUCUCACAAAGAGCCUGCAAGCUGACCUUGCUAAGUUCCUCUUGACCCUUGGCAGUUUUUCAGACCUUCCUUGUUCCUGAUGACCUUGACAGUUUGGAGGAGUACUGGGCAGGCAAUUCAUAGAAUGUCUCUCCGAUGGAAAUUUUCUGACGUUUUUCUUCUGAUUAGACUGGAGUUCUAGUAGGGAAGACCACAGAGGGAAAAUGCCAUUCUCUUUACAUCAAAUCAAGGGUACAUACUAUCAACUUGGCUUAUCAAUGUUGUUCUUCAUCUUGAUCACCUGGUUGAAGGAGUGUUUGUCAGGAUUCUCCACUGUGAAGUUACUCUUUCUCCCCCCACCUUUUUCAUACUGUCCUCUUUGGAAGGAAGUCACUAUGUACAGUCCACCCUGAAGGAGUUGGGGGUUAUGCUCCUCCUCGAGGUUCUACAUACAUUAUUUGGAAUUUUCCGCAGGAGAUUUGCCUAUGAUUGCCUAUUUAUUUAUGUGCUCAAUCAUUUAUUUAUAUCAGAAUAGACUCAUGGAUAUUUAUGUUAUACUUUGGGAUAUAAUCCAAUAUUUCUUAAUUUUGUUGCUCAACUUGUUCCAGAUUUCGCCUUUGGAAACUCUUUCAGUUAGUUGGCUCUGUGUCCGUUUGAUGUACCUCCAUCUUCCCUUUGUUUUGUUUAGGACUUCCUUACUUUCUGUACCACAGAAUGCUCCAGGCUCAUUUUGUAUAUUUCCUGCCCCAGUCCUUGAAUCAAACAUUUCUCUAAGGAGAAUGUUAGGGCCAAGUUUUAAUCUUUGCAAAUGUGUGUCUGGCUGGAAGUUAGGAUAGAUGAUCUGUCAGGUGGGCAGGAGUAAGACAACCCACCAUUAGGAGGGGACUUUCCCAGCCGUAGCAGCUACAAUUGCAAGGCCUUAGCUGAGAAACAGGUGACUCACCAGCUCCCAGAGUUGUCUCCACCCUCCCCUUCUUGCUGGCAUGACUGUCCCUAAACCAGCUCAGACAGAGGGACCUAGGUCGGAAAGUGUCCCCACCCAUGGGGCCUGUCGCAGGCCAAGUCAGGGCUUUUCCCCAUGCCAGCAGACACCUCCCCCCAUUUGUGUAUUAUUUAUAUAUACCCUUCAUACCUGCAGAAAGGAUUAAACAAGAUUACCCUCAAAUUUACAGCUACAAUAAAACUAUUAUUAAAAUUUGGGUAAAAGGACAAGAGUUCUGUGAAGAAGAGCCUCUACGUGUGUGUGUGUAUGUGUGUGUGUGUGUCUAGUAAUUUUGUCCGAGACACCUGGGUCCCUGAAUCACAGAUUGCUAGCACCAGAAGGGCUUUCAGAAAUAAACGGGCUAGGGGCGCCUGGGUGGCUCAGUUGGUUAAGCGACUGCCUUCGGCUCAGGUCAUGAUCCUGGAGUCCCGGGAUCGAGUCCCACAUCGGGCUCCCUGCUCAGCAGGGAGUCUGCUUGUCCCUCUGACCCUCUUCCCUCUCGUGCUCUCAUUCUCUCUCUCUCUCAAAUAAAUAAAUAAAAUCUUUAAAAAAAAAAAGAAAUAAACGGGCUUCACCUGUCAUUCUAUCAUGCUAAGAUGGAUCAGGUAAUUUCCCAGGAGUCACAAAGCUAAUGAGCUGAAGAACUAGGAAUGCUAGAACAGGUGUCUUGAUGUACAGGUCUUUUCAAAUCCCCAUUCUUGCCUCCCUUUCCAGGAGAGCAAAAAGAACAGCUUUUGCACCUCCUGUGGGAGACAACAGAAAGACAACAUUUUGGGGCCUCUUCCAUUUGCUAAAUGAAUAAACUUAUGUGGAUAAGUCUGAGAAGUCUUUGGGGCUAUAAUCUGGGAUUAUUAGUAUCCCCAGAUACUUGGAUGUAGAGAAUGUAGAAUGUAGACACUGGGAUAUAGAAGUGAUAUUGGAGAGGAUCCUACCAUUUCCCACAGUCAAGAUUUUAACAGUUAAGUCAGCAACUUUCUAGGUGUUGUCCUCAAUUUUUGACAAGGAAAAAAGGAAGGAAAAAUAAAAAUCAGGGAUCCUGAGACUUUUUCCAAGAGAUUUAGAGAUUUAGAUUUAUUGAUUUUUAUACUACCAAUUGUUUAAGAAAUGGAUCAUCUCUUUUCUUUAAUAUUCACUGCCUCCUCCCCUCCCAACACUCUCCCUGCAAGAACUCAAGAAGGAGGUGUUUUCAACCAUCUUUGUACAGGCUGAGAUGAAAGACUGGCUUGGAAUUCAGAGAAAGGAUCCUGGGCCUGGUGUCACUUGAUGUGGCUGCAAAAAAAGAUGAAAUUAGCUCUCUUGGGUGACCUUCCUAGAGCUACCUUGCAUAUCUUGUCUCAGUCUGUAAACUCCUUCUGGGGCAAGGACAGUGGGUGGCCCAGAACAGCAUCAGCAAAUAGGUAAUUACUAUGUGCUUUUGAUGAUGAUGAUGAAGAUAAUAUUUGGGGAUUUAGAAAAUACUCAAAUGGAGAAUUGUCCUUGGUGAUCCUCUCCAGCUAGACUCUCCAGCACCCCAAAUUCCUUUAGCAGAGUAUAGUGAAGGUGUUUAAGGUCUGCCUCCAGGCUUAAUCUAGAGGAAGCUCUUCCCUGGGAGUACAGUAAAUUCCUGCUUGAUGUGUUCAUGCUUGAGUUUAUCUUCUCUUUAUGAUCUAUAUAUUUUUUUUUAGAUUUUUUUUUUUGAAAGUAAUCUCUAAGUAACCCAACAUGGGGCUUGAACUUACAUCCCUGAGAUCAAGAGUUGAAGGCUCUAGGGACCGAGGCAGCCAGGUGCCCCCAUGAUCUAUAUAUUUUUAAAAAAUUAUUUUUUAAUUAAGAACAUUAUUAUCCAGACUCUCAUACUCGUGCAAACAUAUAUCUAGUUUUUCAUUUUGAACAAAGGUUUAAUUUGAACAGGCUGUAUUAUGUGUGUUGCAACUUGCUUCUUCCUCCUAACAAUAAAUCCUGGAUAGCUUUCUCCGCCAAGAUACCUAAAUCUGCCUCAUUUUGGCGAUUCUUUGUCCUUGUACCUGCGUGAUUGUCUGAGCGCCAGUUUUCCUUUGGCCUCUCUUCCUCCCGGCGUUUGUGAUUGCCUGGCCUCAUGGGGUGCACUGCGGAGGGAGGCGGGGCCGGAGGCCCAGCGGGUGGGCGGGGUCCGAGGCCGCUCGGGACAUGCAGAUGAGGUGGGCGUGGCCCCCACUUAUACCCGGGGUUAGCGGCGGGCCCGCUCGCCGGGCCUUUGCGGACUCAGUCAGAGGCACCCUGCGGAACCUGCUUUCCGGAGCACAGCGGAGCCUGGUCCCGGGCUGCCCCCGGAGCGGGCCAUGCCCCCGCGGGAGCUGAGCGAGGCCGAGUCGUCCCCGCUCCGGGCCCCGACCCCUCCGCCGCGGCGGGGCAGCGCGCCCCCGGAGCUGGGCAUCAAGUGCGUGCUGGUGGGAGACGGCGCCGUGGGCAAGAGCAGCCUCAUCGUCAGCUACACCUGCAAUGGGUACCCCGCGCGCUACCGGCCCACAGCGCUGGACACCUUCUCCGUGCAAGUCCUGGUGGAUGGAGCGCCGGUGCGCAUUGAGCUCUGGGACACAGCGGGACAGGAAGAUUUUGACCGCCUUCGCUCCCUCUGCUACCCGGAUACCGAUGUCUUCCUGGCCUGCUUCAGCGUGGUGCAGCCCAGCUCUUUCCAGAACAUCACAGAGAAAUGGCUGCCAGAGAUCCGCACUCACAACCCCCAGGCACCCGUGCUGCUGGUGGGUACCCAGUCCGACCUGAGGGACGAUGUCAAUGUACUGAUUCAGCUGGACCAGGGGGGCCGGGAGGGCCCCGUGCCCCAACCCCAGGCUCAGGGUCUAGCCGAGAAAAUCCGAGCCUCCUGUUACCUCGAGUGCUCCGCUUUGACGCAGAAGAACUUGAAAGAGGUGUUUGACUCGGCUAUUCUCAGUGCCAUUGAACACAAAGCCCGGCUGGAGAAGAAACUGAAUGCCAAAGGUGUUCGUACCCUUUCCCGCUGCCGCUGGAAGAAGUUCUUUUGCUUUGUUUGAACAGCUAUGGCAGCUAGGGAGCAGUAGGCCUAAGACCACAGACUUCUGGAAACUGGAGCCUUUGAGGAGGGUACUGGCAGGGCCAGGCCGCCCCAUGGGACUCAGUUCCCAUCUGAACACUGUGAGGACACAGGCCUCUAACUGCCCACUCUCAUAUGCGAGGGGCUCUGAUUUGGAUCUCUGGUCAAGGCUCACAGAGAAAUCCCAGCACUUGGAUUUUCGUGGGGUGGUCCUAACAGUGCCAGCCACCUCCAAGCAGUUAGGGAUCCAAUUCCCAGUUUCUUACCAUGAGCCUGCAGGUCAGCCUGGCUGAAUUAGGACCCCUUGUGGUGGUCCCCGCCUUGCCACAGGGCGGGGGAGGAAGAGCCAGGCAUUUUGGGGCAGGAGGGUGUCCAGCCCUGAUUUGGAGAGCAGUUCGGGAUGAACUGGGUAAGACAGAGGUCAAGGAGAGACUGAGAGGGAGCAGAAAGUGAGGCCUUGGAGCCUUGAGACAGGAGGCAGGCUGGUGAGGAGGCAGGUCAGAAGGCUAGGUUUGGAAGGAGGAAGAACAAGGAGAGCAGAAAAGUGCUGCAGCUGAGGAGCAAGGCUGACACCUGGGCUGCCCUCAGCCCCCAGGGCCCGGGAGGGCGGAGCUGGUCCCUGGGAAGAACUGGGGCUCAGGGCUCCCUAGGCACUGCCCAAACUGGCUGGGCCAGGAGCAGGGCAGGAAGCGAGAGGCAAGGCCCACCCGGAGGAGGGGGAGGAGCUGUGACCUAGAGCCUGGAGGAAGAAGGGGCUGGGGUCACCUUUCUCCAAGGCCACAGCCUGGAAGGUAGAGCAGUGCAGAAUCUACAAAUAAAACCUUAAGUUUCUGAA